Blastocystis hominis is the source of this 1728-nucleotide messenger RNA. RefSeq lists its product as hypothetical. Gene Ontology annotation, cellular component: phosphatidylinositol 3-kinase complex, class III, type II; late endosome; phosphatidylinositol 3-kinase complex, class III, type I. The coding region runs from base 1 to 1728 and encodes 575 amino acids. The transcript has 13 exons. NCBI's taxonomy places the organism in Eukaryota, Bigyra, Opalinata, Blastocystidae. Gene Ontology annotation, biological process: protein targeting to vacuole; late endosome to vacuole transport; protein phosphorylation. The record is from RefSeq and is a predicted model, not a curated record. Gene Ontology annotation, molecular function: protein serine/threonine kinase activity; ATP binding.
AUGGGAAAUAUUAUAAUCUACUCAAAAACCAAGUCCCGUGGUAUUGCCAAUACCACUACAUCAGAAGGGAAACUCAUUCCUUAUCAAAUUGGAAAUGGGAAGUAUAUGAAAACGGGACUUGCUCGAAAUCCGAAAGGAUACAUGGUCAUUAAGGCAUUCCAAGUGCCCUCGGAUGUAAAAACCCUCCGCCAGCACGAAAAAUAUAUGGAUUAUGUGAAUUCGAAGUUAAAUCCGAUCGAACAACCAAAUCUGGCUCCUUUCACUCGCUUUUUCUUUGAUGAAAAGACCCAGACUGAAUAUCUUGUUCGACCCUACUUUCAUAGCUGCCUAGACGCUCGCCUCAAUUCUCGCCCGUUCCCUAGUGAUAUUGAAAAGCGCUGGAUCGUGUACCAGGGUCUUCAAGCAUUGCAGCAGCUGCACAGCCAGAACCUGUCUCACGGUGACAUUAAGCCCGAAAACUUCGUCGUGACCUCUACGGGCUGGGUGUAUUUAACAUAUCCUCAUAUUUUUGUUGGCUGCCUCUCUCUCGAGGACAACAUCUACACCUAUUUCUCCUACUUCUUCACCUCGCAAAAGCGCCACGCCUGCUAUUUGGCCCCCGAGCGAAUCGUCCAGUAUCCCAUGUCGCUUCUCUUCAUUUCUGUCAUGCCUAGCGGCGAGAUCACCAACGCGAAUCCUCCCUGCUACACCGACGGAACGCUGCCUCCUGACCAGCCCUGCGAUAUCCACUGGAGCUCGGAUAUCUUCUCGAUGGGCUGCGUCAUCGCGGAGAUCUUCACCCACGGCCAAGAACUCUUCGAUCUCAGCUCCUUGCUGCGAUAUCGAUCCGAAGACGUGGAUCUCAGCCCGAUUCUGAACCGAAUCUCGGACGAGAAAAUCCGAGAGCUCGUGGAGGCGAUGAUCAACAAGAACGACAAGGAGCGAAGCUCCGCCGAGCAAUAUCUGAAUCGCUUCACGAACGACGACAGCGUAUUCCCGAUGAUUUUCCGCACCAUGGUCUAUCCGUUGUUCCGCGAAUCCAUGCGUGCCGUGAACUGCGGAAGCGACGCUCGCAUCGCUUUGACGCCCACGCCGAUGGGAGAUCAUGUGCUGGAAGUGGAGGAGGAGGUCGACGAGCGCGUUCCCGCGCUGCCGUUCGGCAAGGAGAGCAUUCUGCUGGUGUUGCCGCUGGUGACAGCGUCGCUGCGCAGCGUGAAAUACGCGGUGAGCAAGAUCUACGCCAUGCGAUUCCUGACCGAUCUGAGCCGUUAUCUGGACGACGAAGUCGUGCUGCAUCGCAUUCUCCCUCACCUCGUGAAUGUGCUCAUGGAGGCGUGCAGACCCGUUUCGCCCACGUCGGAAUAUGCUUCGGCGAUUCGAUGCAUCACCAGCGUGCUGAACUGCAUCCACACGCUUCCUCGCUCCGAUUUCAACCUCGUUUCCACGUACAUUCUCCCCGCCAUUUCCGCCGCCCAAGAAAAAGACGACUAUCAAGUGAAGCUGACGGUGGCGGAGUGUCUGUCGGACAUCGCUCUGUCAGGCCGCCGAUUGCUGAACGUGGAGCAGAAGGAGAAGAUCUACGAAGCCCAGACGCAGAGCCAGGAAGCCGACAAGACGAAGAUCAGCGUGGCCAGUUCCUACAGCGAGGACAUCGAGCAGCUGCGCGAUAGCGUGCGAAUGUGUCUGCUGCGCGCGCUGAGCGACUCCGACGAGGAGUCUCCCGCGGUAAGCGUCCAGAACGCCGGUUGA